This is a messenger RNA of Caenorhabditis briggsae, 366 nucleotides long. The record is from RefSeq and is a predicted model, not a curated record. The coding region runs from base 1 to 366 and encodes 121 amino acids. Lineage: Eukaryota; Metazoa; Nematoda; Chromadorea; Rhabditida; Rhabditidae. The transcript has 3 exons.
AUGAAAUUGCUUCUUCUAACUCUUACAGUUUUCAGUUUUUUGCUGCUUUCUGAUGCGUGCUGCCCAUUUCCAGCCUUCUCAUUUUCAGCGGUUACCAGUGUAACUAAGGAAGACUUCAAGUGUUCGGAAUCGAUUACAGUAACCUGUAGCUAUGAGGAUGAAACUGCAAAAGUUGGAAUUGCUGCAAAUGUGACGGAUGAGGAAGGAACUAAACCUAAUGUGCUCAAAAGAGGCUCAUCACCAGUGAAGGUUACUUUGACUUGUGAUAAGGCCAGCAAGCUUUGGAAAGUGGACAAAUCGUCCAAGAAAUACUCAAAUGUUGCAUGUGUCAUGAGCAACACUGGAAGUGUUUGGGUUCUUUAUUGA